CAUAAGUGGAGUAUGGUGUCAUCGGCACAUCGGACCACACCAUUCAACGAAAAUAUUGGAACCCUUUAUAUUUUAUUUCAAAACUCGACUAAUACUACUGGCCAUAUCUCCUCCCUAUACCUGUCGAAUUUAUCAUCUAGCUGUUGGUUCCGUCUCUAUUUUAUAAACAAUUAAUCCACGCCACUCGGCCACUAUCAAUCGAUACAGACACGUAUUUAUUGAAAUUGACGUUUACAGGAUAAAAAUUCCCCUUUAGGAAAAUCAAAAAGAAUGGAAAACAGCAAAUGGGUAGCUACGGUGGCGAGCAUAUGGAUCCAAUGCAGCUGCGGCGCCUCCUACGCCUUCGGAAUCUACUCCGCCGUCCUCAAAUCCAGCCAAGGUUAUGAUCAAUCGACUCUCGACACCGUCUCCGUCUUCAAAGAUAUCGGUGCUAAUAUCGGAGUUUUAUCCGGUCUCCUCUACCACGCCGUCACCAAUAACCACCGCGAUUCAACGCCGCCGUCGUCUCGUUUCGGAUCCGGACUCUCGCUCGUCUACUUGGCUGGUGCGAUUCAGUGCUUCGCCGGUUACUUCCUUAUGUGGUUGUCCGUUACCGGAGUUAUCGAUAGGCCGCAUGUCCUGUUUAUGUGCCUCUUCAUGUUUAUGGCGGCACACGCACAGACUUUCUUCAACACCGCAAAUGUCGUCGUCGCCGUCCGGAACUUUCCCGAUUACGGUGGAACAACCGUCGGCAUUAUGAAGGGGUUUCUUGGAUUAAGCGGAGCUAUCCUAAUUCAGAUCUACCAAACUCUAUUUUAUGGCAAACCAACAACCUUCUUACUGAUGCUUGCUUUAUUUCCAACCAUCGUCUCUCUACUAUUCAUGAAUUUCGUUCACGAAAACCCCUCAAACACAACUCACGACAAACACCAUCUAAACAACUUCUCACUAAUCGCACUCGCCAUAGCCACAUACCUAAUGAUCAUCCUCAUCUUCCAAAACAUCUUCAUCUUCCCAUCAUGGGCUCACUUCCUCACAACCAUAAUUCUUCUCAUCCUCAUCUCCUCACCUCUUCAAAUCGCACUCACAGCUCAAAGAAACGAACAACAGGAAUCAUCAACCUCACCAACAAUAACCCCAUUGAUUGUCGCUUCAGAAGCUCAGGUGGAUUCACAUUCAGUAGUUGAAAUGAACCUGAUACAAGCAAUGAGCACAGUCAACUUCUGGCUCCUAUUUCUAGCCAUGAUUUGUGCAAUGGGAUCAGGGUUAGCGACAAUCAACAACAUAUCUCAAAUAGGCGAGUCUCUUAACUACUCAAAAGUUAAAAUCAACACAAUGGUGUCUCUAUGGAGUAUAUGGAACUUUCUCGGAAGAUUCGGAGGUGGAUUUGUAUCUGAUUUGAUUCUACACAAAUACAGUUGGGGGAGACCACUGUUCAUCUCUCUUACACUAGCAGCAAUGGUGAUUGGGCAUUUGAUCAUAGCAUUAGGUGGGAGUUUAUACUUUGGUUCAGUGAUUGUAGGGGUUUGUUAUGGAGCACAGUGGUCUUUAAUGCCUACGAUUACUUCUGAAAUAUUUGGGGUGAAACAUAUGGGGACGAUUUUUAAUACGAUUGCUGCAGCUAAUCCUGUUGGAUCUUAUAUAUUUUCUGUGAGAGUGAUUGGGAGUAUUUAUGAUAAAGAAGCAAGAGAAGAAGGGGGUUUGUGUUUUGGGACUCAUUGCUUUAUGGUUUCGUUUUUUGUGUUUGCUGGGGUUUGUGUUUUUGGGAUGUUUGUUUCAUUGGUGUUGUUUUUUAGGACAAAGGGGUUUUAUGUGUUGCUUAUGGAAAGAAGGUCGAAGCACCUUGAGUAAUAUGACUCGAGAAGAUGUUUGAAUUGUACAGGAGUUUUGAGUAUUUGUAAAUUGUUUGUAGAUUUGUGUUAAGUGCAAAAUAUAUAGAAAAUGUAUUUGAGUUUCGUGAUUUUAGGUAAAUGGUAAGUAAAAUGAUCGGGCGAGUUGAAAUAUGUAAAUGUUUUAAGGAUUGUUUUUGAGUUUAUUCGUUAAAGGGGAAUGAGUGAAUAAAUAGUCAUUGCUAUUUAGUUUAUGUAAUUAUUCAUUUUUUUAAUAUCGAUUGAUGGUGUAAUUUG
Molecule: messenger RNA, 2105 nt
Organism: Lactuca saligna
Lineage: Eukaryota; Viridiplantae; Streptophyta; Magnoliopsida; Asterales; Asteraceae
Source: the annotation of a GenBank genome assembly